CGAAAACGCAUAAUGAUGAUUAAGGUUGUAACCGUUUUGUCCUGCAUAGCUGCGGCUACAGCAGGAACUAUCAACACAUCAUAUUCAUCAGCACCAGCUGUAUCAUCCGUCUAUUCAUCCAUCAACGAUCCAGCAAAAUCACCAGCUCCUAUCUACGAGACUACGAACGAAGUGAAAGAAAAUAAUCAAGACGGGUCGCAAAGAAGCACUUACUCCAAAUCUAUAACAUCACCGUACACAGUCCACAACUAUGACACGCAUGUUACCAGCAAUGGAGGUCACACGUAUCCUACCGUAUAUUCCUCACCUAUCCACUCUCCAAUAUAUUAUAAUCCUGGCACAUAUUCGGUUGCUACUCCCCUUGUAACUAAAACUUACUCAACCCCUAUUUACACACACAGCAACGGUAUUCCAGUUUUGACAAAAACAUCCUCAUCAGGACUGGCAACGUACUCCCACGGCCCAAUCGUCCAAGAUCAACAUUUGAAGACAACAAUCACUUACUCCGAGGCUCCCCUAGUAUCCCAUAUGACGUUUAGUGGCCUAGGAACGAACUAUGCCUGGUAAACAAAAUAUUAAGACAUUAAAUUAUUAUUAUAGUACGCGCGACUGACUUCUUAAUUAAGGUUAAAUUAUAUU
This is a messenger RNA of Colias croceus (clouded yellow), 639 nucleotides long. Its product is annotated as pupal cuticle protein C1B-like. Lineage: Eukaryota; Metazoa; Arthropoda; Insecta; Lepidoptera; Pieridae. The record is from RefSeq and is a predicted model, not a curated record. Bases 13 to 567 code for a protein of 184 amino acids. The transcript has 2 exons.